Nicotiana tabacum (common tobacco) is the source of this 764-nucleotide messenger RNA. NCBI's taxonomy places the organism in Eukaryota, Viridiplantae, Streptophyta, Magnoliopsida, Solanales, Solanaceae. The record is from RefSeq and is a predicted model, not a curated record.
AUCACAUAGUACUUUCUCUUUUCUCCACCUUUCUCUCUGCCCCCUAAGAAAGCCCAUAAUCUCCAUCCUAUUUUCCAUUUUCAAGUGCAAAAAAGCCUCUCUAUUUUCCUUUUGAUGAUCAAUGCUAGAAAAAACACAAGAAUCUAUACUUCAUUAGGCAAUUCCUUCUUCAGAUGGGCUCACUUCUUUAUCUAUACUUGAUAUUAGUUUCAUUGGCAUUCACCGCGGCUCUUUCAAGUCAAGGACAAGGCAUAAAAUCAGCUCGACUUCUUGAUCUAGUCCUCAGAGACUACACGUUUCGAUCUUACAACAAAAACAACUUUAGAACAGCAAAAUUGUACGCCAUACAUUUACCAGCCAACCUCACAGGGAUCAGAGUCGACUCAGUUAGAUAUCGAUGUGGCAGUUUAACAAGAUAUGGUGCCAAAAUCAAAGAAUUCAAAUUACCUAUUGGGGUGAAGAAGAAAGCAAGAAUGGAGGAAUUGGUUAGAAGAGCAUAUGAAGAAGAAGCUUUACAAGUUUCUAUGGUUGGACAUGUGAGAGCUCCAACUGCAGCUGGUACAAGAACUGUUCCAACUAUUGAACAUGACUAUAAUCUUCAUAAUAUUUGAAUUUAAUUUUUAGAUUUAAUUCUUUUUGUAAGCUGAACAUCUUUUUGAAGUUUUUUGUACUGAUACAAUUGUGCUUAGGCCAAGGAAGAUAUAGUUAAAUGCUGACCAUUAAUUUGUUCUCUCUGCUCUAUAAAUGAGACUUCUUUCCUUUUC